UUUAUUAUCUAUGACAACUGUCAAUCCGUUAUCCGGAGCGUUUGUACUAUAGACUUUAAAGUUUACAGUAAUCAGUAUAGUGCUAACUGUUGACGAUUAGGAUUUAGGAUGUUGUUGUCAGGAUGAUUUAAUAGUUUAUGGAAAUUACAAUUAAUUUAAUUUAUCGACAAAUUGGCUAAAUGUUUAAACUGUGAAUAAGUUGCUGAAAAUGAACUCUAACGAGUAUAAACUAUACCAUGAAUCGCUGAUGAAAAAUAACAAUGGUUCAAAUGCAGUCCAUACGUUUUUUUGCAUUUUCUUUACAGUGCAGUGUACUUUAUUGUGUACAAUUCAAGAAAAGAAACGGUUGCCUUUGCAAUAUCUAUAUGAAUAUAUUGUAAUAGUACUUCCUUUAAUUUUAGCACAUACUCUGCUGGCAGAAUAUAUUUAUCAUCUUAACAUUAUCAUAAUGAUAAUGUUACUUUACAAUGUUGUAAACUUAAACAUUCCUAAAAUGUUAGAACUUUUGAAUGAUUCAAAUAAAAUAUGUAGGAAAAGGUUACAUACUAUAACAUCUUUGAGAGGGCUAACAUAUUUAAUAACUGCUGUAGCUAUAUUAGCAGUAGAUUUCAAGCAUUUCCCUCGCUAUUUGGCAAAAACUGAAAUGUAUGGCUACAGUUUGAUGGAUACCGGUGUUGGUUUAUUUGUUUUAAUGAGUGGCCUGGUACAUAGAGAUUUUAAAAAUGAUAAUUUAUUAAAAAUUGGUAAAAAUAAUUUUAAAUUUAUUUCAAUACUCUUAAUGCUUGGUAUUGGGAGAUUUAUCUCAAUAAAACAAAUGGAUUACCAUGAGCAUGUGACGGAGUAUGGUGUUCAUUGGAACUUCUUUUUUACUCUAGCCUUUUGUAAACUUAUCUCAACAAUAUUCCUUCUAGCAUCAAAUAAAUCUUUGUUAUUGAGUAUUAUUACAAUUUUUAUUCAUGAAAUGUUAUUGUAUAAUGGCUUAGAAGAAUGGGUAUUCAGUGGUUCCCUUCGUUUAACACUUAUAGAUGCUAAUCGUGAAGGUAUUUCAUCUAACCUAGGUUAUGUCUGUUUAUAUUUAUUUGCAGUUCAUGUAAAAAAGUUGUUACUCGAAGAAACUAAAAGCACUUUAAAAAAAUUGGUCAGCUAUGCCAUAGCCUCAGUUUUUCUAGCAUAUUUUGUUAAUUUAUUCAGACCAACAUCCAGAACCUUAGCUAAUGCAGGUUACAUUUUAUUUUUAAUAUCUGUAUUUUUAGUCAUUCUAUCCAUUCUGUUAUUUUUUGAAUUAUGUCUUGAAAAUAAAGUUUUCCAGACACCACUUAUUGUGUCAGCUAUAAAUGACAAUGGGUUAAUUUACUUUCUAAUAUGCAAUAUAUCCACAGGGCUAGUAAAUUUAAUGUUUCAAACAUUAUUGUUGUCAGCUGGCAACACUUUUGUUAUAUUAAAUAUUUAUAUGGUAUCUACAUUGUUUGUUACAGUUUUAUUAAAUAAAUCAGACAUUAAAAUAUAAAACGCUAUUAUUCACUUAUGUUUUAUUUAAAAAAUUUAAUCAGAAAUGUCUUAUGUUAAGUAUAAAGAUGAUGUAAAGUAGAACACAGUUUCACUGGAUAAUUGUGACGCAAACAAUUACUCAUCUGGAUAAAAAAAAAGUCAAAUAAGCUUGCUAGCUUGUCAUCAAUAAAGACAUUACACUAUAAACUAUAUGCAAAUUGGUCCUGUACUCUAGAUUGAAAACAU
This is a messenger RNA of Pieris rapae (cabbage white), 1734 nucleotides long. RefSeq names its product phosphatidylinositol-glycan biosynthesis class W protein. Gene Ontology annotation, biological process: GPI anchor biosynthetic process; protein localization to plasma membrane. Gene Ontology annotation, cellular component: endoplasmic reticulum; membrane. The transcript has 2 exons. Lineage: Eukaryota; Metazoa; Arthropoda; Insecta; Lepidoptera; Pieridae. The record is from RefSeq and is a predicted model, not a curated record. The coding region runs from base 209 to 1507 and encodes 432 amino acids. Gene Ontology annotation, molecular function: glucosaminyl-phosphatidylinositol O-acyltransferase activity.